UAGAGUCUACACUCUUAACUACUACAUUGUAUUGGCACUGCAACAAGAUGAGUCGUGGGUAUUCUGAAAACAACAAUUUCGUGAAUAAUAAUAAUCAAAUGGUUUUGGACAUGAUCCUUUAUCCAUUACUUGGCAUCCCUCAAACCAUCAACUGGGAAACAGUAGCAAGGCUUGUGCCAGGAUUAACACCCAAAGAGUGUGCAAAAAGGUUUGAUGAACUGAAGAGCAGUGGAAACUCACCCGUUGACAACCAGUAUAAUGCCCUAAUGGCUGCUGGAGAGAGUCCUGUUGAAUCUUUAGCCACGUAUAUCAAAUCAUCACUUCUUGACACACAGGGAGAAUUUCAGGAGACUCCAGUUGGUCAGGAUGCAGUUUCUAAAACAGGAAGACAUAGUAUAGCUUCCACAAGGAAUUGUUCUUCAGAAAGUGAAAAUUGUACUACUCGUAAUGGUGGAGAAAAGACUGAAGAAUCUGAAGGGCCAAACAUGGUGAUCCAUGUAUGUGAUGAAGCAAAAAACUUGAAAGAAGAUUUUAUUUGCCCACGAGAUCUUUUGAUAUCAGAAAUGAAGUACUUUGCUGAAUAUUUAUCUAUGGAUGCCCAGCGCUGGGAAGAGGUGGACAUUUCAGUUCAUUGUGACGUUCACAUUUUCAACUGGUUGAUAAAAUAUGUUAAAAGGAACACUAAGGAGAAUAAAGAUUGUGAGAUACCCACUUUAGAGCCAGGAAAUGUCAUUUCAAUUCUUAUUUCUUCAGAGUUCUUGAAAAUGGAUUCAUUAGUUGAACAAUGUAUUCAGUAUUGCCACAAAAAUAUGAAUGCCAUAGUAGCUACCCCUUGCAACAUGAACUGUAUUAAUGCAAAUCUUCUUACACGUAUAGCUGAUCUGUUCACACACAAUGAAAUUGAUGAUCUAAAGGACAAAAGAGAUAAGUUUAGAAGUAAACUUUUUUGUAAGAAGAUUGAGAGACUGUUUGAUCCUGAGUACUUGAAUCCAGAUUCUCGGAGUAACGCAGCAACAUUGUACAGAUGCUGUUUGUGUAAGAAACUUCUAACAAAAGAAACAGAAAGAAGAAUUCCUUGUAUUCCUGGAAAAAUCAAUGUGGAUCAACAUGGAAAUAUUAUCUAUAUUCACAUAAGAGAUAAGACUUGGGAUGUUCAUGAGUAUUUGAAUAGUCUCUUUGAAGAAUUAAAAUCUUGGAGAGAUGUAUAUUGGCGUUUGUGGGGAACGAUCAACUGGCUGACUUGUUCAAGGUGCUGUCAGGCAUUUCCCUGUAUUGAAUUUUCACAUUGUCAGUUCCACCCAGAAACAGUCGUUUAUCCCACUGCUCCAGGUCCAUCGAGUGCUGUUGGCACGGGGGUUUACCCCUGCUGUAGCCAGAAGGUUCUUCGGUUUGACCCCACUCAGCUUACAAAGGGCUGUAAAGUGAGAGACCACGUGGUUGCACUUUGUGAUCAAGGUGAAGGUGGAGAGUUGCCGUCCUGUACCACUACUACAAUACUGGAUGAUCUGCACAAGCACAAAGAUGUUAUUGCUGUGCCCUUUUCAAAAGAUACAUUUUUGUCCCUGAAAAACUGGACUCUCCAGCUGAAACAACAGUCAUUAUUUUCAGAAGAAGAAGAAUAUACCACUGGAUCUGAGGUCACUGAAGAUGAAGUUGGAGAUGAAGAAGAAGUAUCCAAGAAACAAAGGAAAAAGGAGAAGCCAAAGAAAUUCACUAAACAACCAAAAAAGCAGAUGUCUUCACCCUGUGCUCAGAAGAAAGAAAAGGCAUCAGAGAAGUCAGCUUCUAGAGAUGUGUCUCCUUUCGUUGUGAGUAUGCAGAAGAAUAAGUGGGAUGCCACAAGAUCCUUGAGAUUCAACCAGGAUGCACAAAGAGAAGAUGAUCAGCGGCGGAUGUCUGAAAUUACAGGGCACCUAAUAAAAAUGAGACUGGGUGAUCUGGACCGAGUCAAAUCAAAGGAAGCAAAAGAAUUUGCAGGAGGUAUUUAUUCCCGGCUUGAAGCACAAAUCAAGGCCUCUGUGCCAGUCAGUGUGCGGCAAAGCAGCUCAGAGAAAAACACAAGGUCUAAAAGUCGGUUUGGUCAAGGGCGUCCUGCAUAAAGCAUCUUAAUAUAAAACUAAAACACAGAAGGCACACUCCUGGACAUCUGAAAUUGCUCUCUACUUGAAGAUCUUCAGCGCGAUGACUUUUAAAGUUUUAACUUUUUAAGUUAUUGGUUACUCUUGUAAGCCACAUAACUCAUAAUGCUAAGAGAAAUAUAUAGUUAGAUUUUAUGAAAAUCUAAUUGUAAAUAUGAAACUUAAAUCUAAUUUUCUUUUAGUAUGAUUCUCAGAUAUAUAAAAAACAUUUAU
Molecule: messenger RNA, 2351 nt
Organism: Otolemur garnettii (small-eared galago)
Lineage: Eukaryota; Metazoa; Chordata; Mammalia; Primates; Galagidae
Gene: SANBR
Product: KIAA1841 ortholog
Exons: 20
Coding region: 48-2099 (683 amino acids)
Source: RefSeq, a predicted model, not a curated record